This is a messenger RNA of Echinops telfairi (small Madagascar hedgehog), 1512 nucleotides long. RefSeq names its product endoplasmin-like. Gene Ontology annotation, biological process: protein folding. NCBI's taxonomy places the organism in Eukaryota, Metazoa, Chordata, Mammalia, Afrosoricida, Tenrecidae. The record is from RefSeq and is a predicted model, not a curated record. Gene Ontology annotation, molecular function: ATP hydrolysis activity; ATP-dependent protein folding chaperone; ATP binding.
AUGGAUUAUGCAAUAUACAGUAUAAACUCGUGUAUAAGAGGGAAGAGAAAAAACUGGGAUUGGGAACUUAUGAAUGAUAUCAAACCAAUAUGGCAGAGACCCUCAAAAGUAGAGGAGGAUGAAUACAAAGCUUUCUACAAGUCAUUUUCAAAGGAAAGUGAUGGCCCGAUGGCCUAUAUCCACUUCACGGCUGAAGGGGAGGUUACCUUCAAAUCCAUCUUGUUCGUGCCCACUUCUGCUCCACGGGGUCUGUUUGACGAGUACGGAUCCAAGAAAAGUGACUACAUUAAGCUGUCCGUGCGCCGAGUGUUCAACGACGACUUCCAUGACAUGAUGCCCAAGUACCUUAACUUUGUCAAGGGUGUGGUGGACUCUGAUAACCUCCCAUUGAAUGUUUCCCGUGAGACCCUUCAGCAGCAUAAGCUGCUAAAAGUAAUCCGUAAAACUCUGGAUAUGAUCAAGAAGAUUGCUGAUGAGAAAUACAAUGAUACUUUCUGGAAAGAAUUUGGCACCAACAUCAAGCUGGGUGUGAUUGAAGACCACUCCAAUCGAACACAUCUUGCCAAACUUCUUCGAUUCCAGUCCUCUCAUCAUGAAAGCGACAUUACCAGUCUAGACCAGUAUGUGGAAAGGAUGAAGGAGAAGCAGGACAAAAUCUACUUCAUGGCUGGCUCCAGCCGGAAAGAGGCUGAAUCCUCUCCGUUCGUCGAGCGACUUCUGAAGAAAGGCUAUGAAGUGAUUUAUCUCACAGAACCCCUGGACGAGUACUGCAUUCAGGCCCUCCCCGAGUUUGAUGGGAAGAGAUUCCAGAAUGUGGCCAAGGAAGGAAUCAAGUUUGACGAAAGUGAAAAGACGAAGGAGAAUCGUGAAGCAGUAGAGAAAGAAUUUGAGCCACUGCUGACCUGGAUGAAAGACAAAGCCCUCAAGGACAAGAUUGAGAAGGCCGUAGUGUCUCAGCGCCUGACCGAGUCUCCGUGUGCUCUCGUGGCCAGCCAGUACGGCUGGUCCGGCAACAUGGAGAGGAUCAUGAAGGCCCAGGCCUACCAGACGGGCAAGGACAUCUCGACCAAUUAUUAUGCCAGCCAGAAGAAAACACUGGAAAUUAACCCCAGACACCCACUGAUCAGAACCCUGCUCCGGCGGGUGCAGGAAGACGAAAAUGACCAGACGGUGUCCGACCCUGCUGUGGUUUUGUACGAAACGGCUACACUACAGUCGGGGUAUCUCUCACCAGACACGAAAGCCUAUGGAGAGAGGAUAGAAAGAAUGCUUCGCCUCAGUCUCAACAUUGACCCCGAGGCAAAGGUGGAGGAAGAACAAGAAGAGCCUGAAGAUGCAACAGACGACACAACGGAAGAGGAGCAAGACGAUGAUGAAGAAAUGGACGAAGAGGAACAAGAAACAGGAAAGCUAUCUGAAAGAGAUGAAUUGUAAACAAGACUCUUCACCGCCAGGAUUCUGAGUGGAGAGAGAAUGUGAAGUUUCAGUCAUUUCGUUUGGGAGAGACUUGUU